GGCUAUAGUUCCCAGACCUAAAAAUAUAAUGACUAUGGCCUAUGGGCCAAUAAGUCGGUAUCACUAUAGUUGCGGAUAGAUUGGUGGGAUUUUUGCUUGUUGAAGUUGGUAGUUGCGAAUUUGAAAAUGUCUGAUUCUCGUUUUUAGUUAUUAAUUUACAAAUAAGUUUUAUUAUUUAAAUUUUGUUAAUUUUUAACUAACAAAUAAAUUACAAGUGGUUAUUGGUAAUUGGUGAAUGGUGGCUUGUUUGUGUCGUUUUUGUACUCGUGAGCAGCGUCUACUGACAAUAUAGUCAUAUUGAGUUGUUGUGUUGAAUAAAUUAAAGUGCUUACCUAAACUUAAUAAUAAUUAUUAAUAGGUUUCACAGUUUCGUCAUGGAACUUAGGAGCCUCACGACAUGUAUAGUGAGAAUGUUUACGUCUCACUAUUUAAACAAGCCAUUGAACACUAUAUCUGACAUAGAUAUAAAUAAUUUUCUAUGUAGUAUAAAUCGAUUUGGUACAAGAGCGGACGUUGCAAGGCAAGUUCUCUCUAUUUUGUUUGGACGCAUAACUAAAGAUUAUGACGUGUUGCUGGGUAUCGUGGUUGGUUGGCUGACCUUAACAAGAAUAAAUAAUUUUCAGGCUGUACUCGAAAAUUAUAAAUUACCAGACUAUAAUAUACUAAUAAAGGACUGGAAGAUAACGAGAAAUCACUCAACAUUCAUGCCGCAUGAGUCAGUAUUGAAAGAAAUUCAGAUGAUCGUAUAUUAUACAUGUUAUAAAUGGUGCCAGUCCAAACGUGGUCUUGAGGAAGGUUGUGGUCCAAAUGUCCUGCAAAUAUGGCCUAAUCAAAGGUUGAAAAGGCGCAUAAUUCCUGGUGAUGAAUCUCAACCAAUGGAUAUGGUGCUUAACACACAACCUUUGAAACAAGUACCACAGAAACCAUCAACUGAAAUCCCUGAAGCUUCUCAAUCUGUUAAGGAAGAAACUCUUAGAAUAUUUGAUCCUACUCUGGGCCGUGAAGUUGAAAAUAUAAAUAAUAGAGGAGGGAAAAAAUUUCAAAAUGUGUCCCAACUACAAUUCAAUAAAUUGGCAAGAGAAAGUAAUUUAGUACGCUCAAAAACCAGACAACAUUAUAAUGCUCAGGAAAUAAACAAAACUGUUCGACAAAUUUUGAACGACAUUUCUCCUGAUAAAAUUACUUUAUUAACUGAGCGUUUCAAUACGUUGUCUAUUGAUAAUAUUGAAUUAUUAGAGACAACUGUGAAUUUAGUUUUCGAAAAGGGAAUUGAAAAACAAGGUUUUGCACCACUUUGUUCAUCUUUAUGUUCAGCUAUGCAAACUGUACAAGUUCUUCAUAAUGGUAAAAUAGUAACAUUUAUGAACUUAAUUAUAAAUAAAUGUGAAAUAAUGUUUGAAAUAGACAAGGCCCAAGAAAUGGAUUUUGCUAAGAAACUCACUGCAUGCAAAGAUCUAGAAAAGAAACAAAAACUUCAAGUUGAAUAUGAAAAAUAUAAAAGAACAUCACAUGAACGUUCUGUUAGAAAUUGCCGGUUUAUGGGUGAAUUAUUCAAAAAAAACAUUUUUACUCCAACUAUUAUUAUGUAUCGCAUCGAGAAAUUAAUCACUAAGCGUGUUGAAGAACCACUAGAGUGUUUAUGCAUUUUAUUAAAGACUGUUGGAAAAGAAUUAGAACAGAUGUUCAAUUUAAACGAUAUUUUUUAUCAAUUAAAUACUUUAAAAUCCAAAAAUAUUAAGUCAAAGAUUCCAUUAAAAAUAGUCUUUAUGAUUGAAGACUUAAUAAAUGUACGCAAAAAUAAAUGGAAUUUUAAUCGUAUUGAUAGUUAUAUGAUUUUAAUAAGUAAAAUACAAGAUAUUGUAGCAAAUGAACAACAACCUAUGGCGCUAGCCAAAAAUAUACCUGAAGAAGGAGAUCAUCAUCACAAUAAUAAUAAAAUAUCGCCCAUAGAGCCAGUUGAACCACCCAAGGAUAAAGCAGUUUUACUGAACUCAAUAGUUCAUAAUAAAAUUAAUAUGCAAUGUAAAAAAAUACUUCUAGAUUAUGAGCAACUGCAAAAUUUAGAUGAUAUAAUCUAUUCAUUAUCAAAAAAUGAAUCUUCUGUAAUCCACACAAAGUAUGAAGAGUUUGUGAAAUCUAUGUCACUUAUAACUUUAGAUAAUCCUAUCAGUCGUGCAACAGUGGCAGGAAAGAUUUUUGCAGAACUUUUAACCAAAAAAAUUCUCCCAAUGACAGCUAUCAAUCAAGGAAUUGAUGAUGUUCUUAGUUAUUGGAAUGAUUUUUUGAUGGAUUACCCUCAAUUUUUUUCCUAUAUUGCUGCCAUUAUUGCUCCAUUAUUAUUAUCACAGAAUGCUUCCUUCGACUUCAACAAUUUAAAAGAUUCAUGUAAAUCCAUACGACCAGACAAUUCUAGUAAAUUGUUGACCGAAGUUUUAUAUCAAAUUAAUAGUUCCAAGGAAACACAGAACAUCAAAGAAGAAUUAUGUGGUAUAUUGUGGAUUUACAAUAAGUGGAAUACGUUAGAAAAUGUUACUCUAGACGUCUUUAUGCCCAAUAACCAAAUAAAUAAAUAUUUUAAAAAAGAUCGAAUUGGUGUAUUCCUUUUAUCUAUUGCAAUUUAUGAUAAAAUUAAGUUAAUUGAUGAUAUAAAAAUCUGGAUAUGUACUAAUAUCAGUGCAGAAAUUAUAAAAAGCCCUCUGUUUGUGAGAGCAUUAACUAUAGCCAUUGUCAUUUUAUGUUUGAAAUUGAAUUAUUCUUAUGAGGAUUUCUUUGAUGCUACUCAUUUGAUGUUGUUAACAUAUUAUAUUAAUUUACUCCCAGAACAUGAAGAAAUCCAGGCACGAGAAGUACAGUGUAUGUUCGGCAUUCAAAUAAUGUCUGCUGCACUUAAUCAUCCUAAAGGAAUGGUAUUAAAAAUAUUAAAUAAUCUCUAUCAAUAUAGAGUUAUAAGUAAAGAAUCGUUUGAACUAUUCAUAGAAGAAUAUGAAAAAAUAAAAUAUGAAAAAUAAACUUUUUUUUUAGAUAUUAAUUUAUUUUCUUUGGAAUU
Acyrthosiphon pisum (pea aphid) is the source of this 3046-nucleotide messenger RNA. RefSeq lists its product as uncharacterized. NCBI's taxonomy places the organism in Eukaryota, Metazoa, Arthropoda, Insecta, Hemiptera, Aphididae. Gene Ontology annotation, cellular component: eukaryotic translation initiation factor 4F complex. The record is from RefSeq and is a predicted model, not a curated record. Gene Ontology annotation, molecular function: protein binding; mRNA binding; translation initiation factor activity.